AUGACUGAAUACAAGAGAUGUCCUUCUUGGUAAGAUUUAGCUUAUGAUUGAGUUUGGAACAAGUUUUGUCUACUAAUUUCCUGCUCCAUUCACUUUAUUGUGAAAGAAACAUUGUUCAAUGUGAAUUAUGCGAUCAACGUAUAGAUAUUAAUGAAAAAGAAGAACACAUGAUAUUACAUUAAAAAGUAAAUAUUUUAUCUAUUUUAACUUAGAAACCAUGUUUCUAUUGUCAUCUAAACUACGAAUAGCAUCUCUUAUAAACACAUUAGAAAAAUUGUUCAAAUAAGCCAUUAUUGUGUGUCUAUUGUGAUUUGAUGAUAAACUAAUAAGAAAUGGCAUAACAUCAAGCUAAAUGUGGAUCCAGAACUGAAUAAUGUACUAUUUGUAAAAAGCACAUCUAAAAAAAAGGUAUAAAUAUAUUGAGGCUUUUUAGAAUUUGAUAUUCAUAUAUCUAUUUGUUAAUAACCUUCUCCUCCCUCUCCUAAAAGAGAAAAACUUAAACAAAAGCUUUGUGAAAGUUCAGAUGAUCUUUCAGUAUAAGAAAUAAAGCCAAAUCCUUAAUAAAAGCGUCCAUAAAAGAAGUAGAUCAAGAACUGUGCUCAAAAUUAAAAAAAAGAAUAAAAAGAUUAAAAGUAAUAAUUCUAAAAGGGUUUCUUGGAUGAUGAUGAAGAUGAAGAGCUUCAAAAAGUAUUAUAGUAGAGUUUGAAUUAAAAAUGAA
Molecule: messenger RNA, 718 nt
Organism: Paramecium sonneborni
Lineage: Eukaryota; Ciliophora; Oligohymenophorea; Peniculida; Parameciidae
Source: the annotation of a GenBank genome assembly